Molecule: messenger RNA, 2336 nt
Organism: Cyclopterus lumpus (lumpfish)
Lineage: Eukaryota; Metazoa; Chordata; Actinopteri; Perciformes; Cyclopteridae
Gene: klf6a
Product: Kruppel-like factor 6a
Exons: 4
Coding region: 278-1132 (284 amino acids)
Biological process (GO): regulation of transcription by RNA polymerase II
Molecular function (GO): RNA polymerase II cis-regulatory region sequence-specific DNA binding; DNA-binding transcription factor activity, RNA polymerase II-specific
Source: RefSeq, a predicted model, not a curated record
GAAUAGGGAAGUUUGCAGAGCACAGUUGUUCCCCAUCCAGUCCGGGCGCAGUGUUUGCAAACACCUUGAACGCCAGCGAGAGACGAGAGGGGGCGAAGCCACGGACGGACGGACGCUCGGCUGCUGAAAACAAGCGCCUCUUCGCUUGCAUCGCAGGGGACCGCUCUUAUUCCUUCUACUGGGUUUACAUUUUUUUUUCCUUCAUCUUCUUCUUCUUCCACCUGACAAAAUAUUUUGUGUUUUUUUUUGUUUUGUUUUUUUAAUCUCUGGGAAAAAAAUGGAUGUUCUACCCAUGUGCAGCAUCUUUCAGGAACUUCAAAUAGUUCACGACACGGGCUAUUUCUCAGCCUUACCGUCACUGGAGGAGUACUGGCAGCAGACAUGCUUGGAGUUGGAGCGCUACCUGCAGAGCGAGCCCUACGUCUCCACGUCCGACCUCAAGUUUGAUAGCCAGGAGGACCUCUGGAGCAAGCUGAUCUUGGUCUGCGGCGACAAGACCAAGGCCGAGUCCGACCCCAAGCUGCCCGUGGCCCACGAGGAGGACAAUCGGGACAGCCCCAUCUUGGACACCAACAGCGUGAACUCGGACGCCAGCAGUGAGGCUUCGGACAGUUCCGAGGAGCUCUCGCCGACGCACAGCUUUACCUCCAACCCUCUGGGCUCCGUCCUGGUCGGCUCGGGGCCUUUUAGCCCCUCCGUCAUAAGCACGCCCCCAUCCUCUCCGGAGGCCAGCUCGGAGGCCGGCGGCGUGGCCGGAGCCUGGGUCGCCGCCGAACUGCACUUGCCGGUCAAAAUCCGGAGCGGCGGUGCGGCGAAGGGCGCGGAAAAGACGGGACUCGUGUGCGGGGAAGCGUCCCCGGACGGCAGGAGGCGGGUACACAGGUGUCAGUUCAACGGGUGUCGCAAGGUUUACACGAAGAGCUCCCACCUAAAGGCACACCAGCGCACUCAUACGGGCGAGAAACCGUACAGGUGUUCGUGGGAGGGCUGCGUGUGGCGUUUUGCACGAAGCGACGAGUUGACCAGACACUUCAGGAAGCACACCGGGGCAAAGCCAUUCAAAUGCAGUCACUGUGACAGAUGUUUCUCCAGGUCUGACCAUCUGGCCCUUCACAUGAAGAGGCACGUCUAAAGCGGAGGGCGAGCUCCGACCAACAGCGACGGGGGGAAAAGUUGUUGUAAAAAAAAAAUUUAAAAAAAGAGGAGAGAGAGAGAGAGAAAGAAAGGGGGUUAAAAAAAAAAAAAUACAACGAAAACGCCGUCUCCCGACCAGUCUCUUGGUUGAACUGUCCCAGAGCAGAGUGGCGGGGAGUGUGUUCCAGCCAAAGCAUGCCGUUUUGCACCAUACUGAAACCCAGUGCCUCCGGGACCUCUCUUUGGAGAAAAAGGGCGCUCUGAUGGUUGUCUGUUCCGACAAAAAAAAAAGGACAAAAAAAAAAGGACAAAAUCACGGACGGGGAGGGGGGGGGAGAAGAAAUCUUUUUGCUUGAGAAGGACGUACAACUCACACAUGUAAAAAAAAGACAACAAAAAAAAGAGCGUGAAUGAUUUGUAUGUGUGGUGCAUGAUGUUAGGGGGGUGGAGGGGGAAUUCCCGGACAGCAGAUACACUGGUACUUAAAAAAAAAAAAAAAAAACUCUCUGAGGUUAGCAUGUGUGCACUGUGAAUGUCUGAGAUUGGCUGACUGCCUCCCCCCCCCCACACACACACACACCAUCCCUGGGAGGACAGUAGGCGAGAUGGGGCUGAUGGAGGAACGGACGGUGCGGGGCCGGUACCAAUGUUGCUGUGGACUGAAUGGGUUUCUGGGAGGAAACAUUCCACCCGUGUUUCCCCGGUGGCAGAGCGAGGACGGGGGCAGGAUGGAGGCUCCUGCCUGUCUGUCUGGCACCCAAGACUGUAUGGGGGUGGAGGGGGGUUCUUUGGAGCUUUUUGAGGCCUUGGAUUUGACCCCGGGAGAAAGGGGACCUGUUCCCUCUUCUGGUCAGUAGCCCAGAGACCACAACUCCCUCCCCCCACCCUCUUGGUCACUGUAUGACAGGAGCUUUUUUUUGGUGUUUUUUGGUGCAGCUACUAAAUGUGCAAUGUGUUAUGUAGCCUGGUUUAUUUUUUACAAGCUACAAAGCUCAUUUGUAGUCCAAUUGUAUAAGCUGUGUGCUUAGAGGUAUAACACAACUAUACUAUAACUUCAGUAUCAUAGACAGGUGUUGCAUGGUUCUAGGGUUUGUUCAUUUCAUGUUUCCACUGUAAUCAGGACUGCAAAUAGUUUCAAUAAAAGUGCAGCUAAAGUGCAAACGGUUAAAUGUUACAAUAUUGUACAUAAAGCCUUGAUGAUU